Lingula anatina is the source of this 1883-nucleotide messenger RNA. RefSeq lists its product as uncharacterized. The record is from RefSeq and is a predicted model, not a curated record. Lineage: Eukaryota; Metazoa; Brachiopoda; Lingulata; Lingulida; Lingulidae.
AGCGCUUCCUUCUUUGUUCAAAAACACACGUGAGGUGCAACGCAGGCAUUGUGAACAGAUCUAGGACUAUCAUUCAUAUCCUGACGUUAAUUACAAAAUAUGAAACAUGCAAUAUCGGGUCAGAAAAUAGAGGAGGACAAAUUGCCGCCUGCUUUAUGACCACAAGUAAUAGUAACUGUUGGAGUAACAGGCAAAGGCUGCUGCAGCCGAGAGAUGUCGGGUGUAAUCAUAACGUGUCCAGCUUUGGCAGCUGGUCCACCAGUGAUUCUCACAAAAGACUCAUUGUUUUCUCUCAAACUGAGCACCUACAACACAGAACCGGGAACCAGAGUCAAUAUCAGCUGCUACCAGGAUUUCCACUUACAGGGACCAAGCCAGUUGUACUGUACAAAUCAGGGGAAAUGGGAUAAUGAUAUUCCGAAAUGCAUCGACAGUUUAAAAGAUAGUCAUCCUCCCAGCACUUCCAGGAAUUCGCAAGCGACAAACUUUAUCGUAGCGGUUGGUGCUAGUGCCGCUGCUGUCCUUAUUGUGGUGGUAUUCUUCUUUGCAGCGUGCUGGGUGAAACACAGAAAAAGAUAUAGGCAGAGAAGAGAUGCACCCCAUCAGACGGUCUUCACCACAUUUACCGGGAGGGAUGCCCAAAUAAUUCAGUGGCUAGAAAGCACUCAGCAGGCGGUCAAUGAAACUGAAGCACCGUACUCAAAUUGUAACCUCCCAGCGUAUUCAGAAUGUGUAGGACACCAUCCGUACGUCAAUGCACCCUACGAGUUUGCCUCAGCUCCGUCGGACUACCCGUCAACGCGGAGAGGGGCUUACCGACCUACGACAGCAGCGACGUACGGUUAUGAAAACCGAGCAUACAAUGAAAACUGGGAUAAUGCUCAAAAUGACAUGCAUCAAAGGGGGUUUCCUAGAGAUCCUCCGCCAUUGUAUUCUGAAAUUGCUCAGGAAAGGAUGACAGUAAUGCGGUAUUCAAAUACAUGAUGCUAGCGAGAAAAUCUAGUUGUAAAAUACGAAAAGGAAAGUGACCUUAAUGCGUCAGCCUUUAUUAUUAUUUUUUGUUAAUGAGAAGUUAAUGAGAAUUUUGAUAGUUUCAUGAAAUGGCUGUAAUUGUCCACAGAUAAAAAUGGGCGGAUUUCGAUAGAAUUUUUCUCACAUUUUUUAAAGGACCUCUCCUAUAUGUAGUAGCUUUGUGGUGAUGUCAUUGCCUGUCAUUAUUCGAUUUUUUUUACAGACGUGCCUAAGUUCUAUUAUUUAGCAAAUAACAGUAGGCGGUUGGAGUAGUAUGCGCCUUUACAAGAAUAACAGUUUAAUGAUCGCAAGUUGUGCAAUCCAUUUACAGUGCCAAAGAUGAAAAAAGGUUAAUGCCUUUCCUUUACAUAGACACAUUACCGUGUCCUUUGUGUCUUCCACCCUUAUAUCUUUUUCUAACGCAAUGCUUGUAUGUAUGUAUGUAUGUAACUAAUGUAUGCAUUAUAUGAAGUGCAGGUGCACCAAAAACAGAAACCUAGACUGUCUAGCUCUUUCUCUCUUGCUCUUUCUCUCUUAUGUCUGACCUUGGGCAAACAAAAUAUAUUAUGCGUCCGAGGUCUGAUGCAGGAUGGGAGGUAAUACGAGCGACUGCUCUGAAAUUCAGGUUUCAGAAGUUGUGUGCCUAAUAAAAUUAUCUCUGUGCUCUAAUUCUACAGGAUUAUGAAAUCAAUGAUGUCAUUGACUGUUUCAUAAGUUGUAAAAAAGAGUUCACAUUUUAUGUACUAUUAAUAUUUAUAUAUUAGUGUAACGCUAUGUUAGAUAUUCUCGCGCGGAUGGCGCUUUUUUAACGUGUUUUCCAUCUAUUGUUUGCCCCAGAUGGAAGAGGCAGACCUUGUUUUCAAAAAAAUAGA